This is a messenger RNA of Gadus morhua (Atlantic cod), 830 nucleotides long. It is a transcript of the gene sdhc, whose product is annotated as succinate dehydrogenase complex, subunit C, integral membrane protein. The record is from RefSeq and is a predicted model, not a curated record. Gene Ontology annotation, cellular component: respiratory chain complex II (succinate dehydrogenase); membrane. Gene Ontology annotation, biological process: mitochondrial electron transport, succinate to ubiquinone; tricarboxylic acid cycle. The coding region runs from base 17 to 571 and encodes 184 amino acids. The transcript is spliced from 6 exons. NCBI's taxonomy places the organism in Eukaryota, Metazoa, Chordata, Actinopteri, Gadiformes, Gadidae. Gene Ontology annotation, molecular function: electron transfer activity.
GAAUACCAGCCCGUCGAUGUCAACAUCCGGGUACGUCAUAUCCCUACAGUGCUUGUCAAACAUGGCGUUGCUUCUAAGGACAUUAGCCAGGCAGGGUGUGUGCCUGGCUAGACCACAAUAUGCUGUGCUAUGCAGACAUACUGCUCCAAUGGGCACCACAGCAAAGGAAGAGAUGAACAAGUUUUGGGCCAAAAACAACAAAUUAAGCCGACCCAUGUCUCCACAUAUCACCGUCUACAACUGGUCCGUCCCCAUGGUGAUGUCCAUCACGCACAGAGGCACCGGCGUGGGACUCAGCGGAGCCAUCUCGGCCCUGGCCCUUGCGGCCCUUGUCCUGCCUGGUAGCUACCCCCACUACCUGGACCUGAUCAGCGCCCUGUCGGUCGGCCCCUACCUGAUCGGCCUCGCCAAGUUCGGCCUCGCCUUCCCCGUGUCCUUCCACACCUUCAACGGCGUCCGCCAUCUGAUUUGGGACAUGGGAAAGGGCUUUAAGAUCCCCGAGGUCUACCGUUCAGGCUACACAGUCAUCGCUCUGUCCGUCCUCGCCUCCUUGGCCCUGACCUGCCUCUGAGACACAACAACACAUGAGGGGGGGGGGGGGGGGUGAGGACGAGGGAGGGGGUGGAGGCACUGAUUAAGACCACAAGGGAUGGAAAUGGAAGAGAUUGGCCCUUGAAUGGAGGGAGGGUUAAGAUAUGUGGACAUGAAGGGGCCCGGAAUGUUUCUUCUUUAUUUCUGUGUGUUUAUAUGUUCUCUCUCCCUCAAGGAGAGAGGCCCUGCACUCUACUACAACAUGAAUUAAAUAAAAGAUUAUAUUAUGUGCAACACGA